This is a messenger RNA of Exophiala mesophila, 2974 nucleotides long. RefSeq lists its product as uncharacterized. NCBI's taxonomy places the organism in Eukaryota, Fungi, Ascomycota, Eurotiomycetes, Chaetothyriales, Herpotrichiellaceae. Gene Ontology annotation, biological process: cellular response to oxidative stress. Gene Ontology annotation, cellular component: cytoplasm. The record is from RefSeq and is a predicted model, not a curated record. The transcript has a single exon. The coding region runs from base 325 to 2616 and encodes 763 amino acids.
GUCCAAUAUCGACACCAACACUGACGCAAAGACGUCUCAGAAUCCCCUCACUCUCAACCUUCUGGCAAUUUUCAUAUCAGUCGUCCUUCUCUACACUCCAUCUCUUCUUGUAGGAGAUAAUUGCAGGUCAUCACCUACCUGUGGUUUGUCUCGUGCUCUGGGCUCCGGCACCUGGUCCCUCGACAAGACGGAGCCAGGUGUCCCAGACGAGAACACUGCUACUGAUUGCCCAGUCCCAUUGAGCUACAUGCCAAGUGUAGGUCAAAUAUCAUCCUGAGCCGAAUCCAACGACUUCAAUUAGCUUCCAGUACUGUCAGAGCUACUAUGGCUGCCCCGAUUGAUCCCAGUCAGGAUCCACUGGUGGCUGCUCUGCCCCCCGCCACCGAUUAUGUGACUUAUUUGACUCUUUUGGAAUAUCAAUUGACCUCUGAAAACUUGCCCACUCUGACGAGGUUGCUGACUGAAGAUGAUGGCACUCUGGCCGAAGAAAUUGGCUGGGACCUCUUGAAGCUUGUCCUUCGUCUUUUGGUCAAAACCCCCCCCGAGGCAAACCGUUGCCUAGAGAUCAUCAGUCGCAGGGGCAACCCACGUGAAGUGGUGGUUCGAGUCGCUGAAGAACUGGAGCAGCUUGGUGAAACUGCAAUUGAAACUCCCUGGAACGAACAAGAAGACGACAAUGAAGGUGAUCAGUUGCCAACUUUUGCGGGAGAGGCUCCUCGCGUCCAUCUUGGAGACAUGACGCUGGACGGCAUGAAGCAGGACAAGCAGCAAACCCCCCCAGCAACCAAACCUCAAUCCGUUAGUCCUGCCAACUUGCCCUCAGAUACAGACGUCAAUUCCUUGAAGUUUACAGCACUUGUUCGGAUGCUGGGUAUUUUGCAUCCUAGGAUCAAGACUCAGUACCCUAGUCGAUUCUUGGCCACUUCUCUUCCAGCCGCCCUAGGAGCCUACCGACAUAUUCCAAUCACGGAAGCCACCACCAUAUCUUUCCUGGAUAUGUUGGAGAAACUCGCCGCUGAAAGUCGACCUCCUCUUCCUCCCCGAGCGAGCGCCACUCAAGUUCCAACCACUGCCUCCCAAGCUGAGGGUGGCUCAGAGUCAGCAAAUGUUGCCGUGCUACCAGAUCCGGAGUCCAAUGCGGAAAAGAACGACAAAGGCGUCAAUUCACCCUCCCCGGAGGAAAAAGUCAUUGUCACUCGAUUACUGCAGGCCGUACUUUUGGAAGUUCUGGACGAGUAUCUAUCCUCUUUCACGACCCUGGACGAUCCCUCCAUGUCCUGGACCAGUCGUCUGCGAGAGCAAUUCGAGCCAAAGAGGGUUGUUCCCACCAAGACUACAGAAACAAAACGUUUUGAGAACAGUCCAGAUCUGAAACAAAGAGACGCCAUUCUUAUGCAGUUGGGAAAGCUGAGCAAACUUCUUGGCUUCGGAGCAUUUGAAGAGGUGAAAAAGCUCGGUCAUGAUGAUGAUGAUGACACACAAGAAAUCCAUGACCCAGAGCAUCAAGUCUCCGAAUAUCCCACUACCCCGAGUCAGAUCCCGCUGCCUGCCAACGGAAUCAUCUUCUUAUGUGCAUCCCAGUUGUACCUGGACUCCCAGGCACCAUACUCGACCCUCCCACUUCCUGUCAUUGCUCACUUGAUCGAUCAUACCGCCCCACUCUCUGCAUCACCGACCAUACCAAAUCCCGCAUUGCUGGAUUCUCUCUUGUCACUACUCUACAGAAAGACAGUUGUCUCAGGGGAUGCCGAGAUAAGUUCAUCCUCGGACUCCCGAUUGUCUCACGCCAAGUUCCUCCUCCUCUUGAGUACCCUAACCCAGCUCUUCACCAUCACGCCCUGGGCCGACCUCCGCGACUCGCUCCACUACGUGGCAACCAAAUUGCUCCAUGCUUACCCUGAAUCCGCUACGAGACUGCAAGUGGUGGCUCAGACUGUGCAAGGUAGCACAUUGAGCUCCAACUGGGAUGAGGUGGAAGAAGAGCCAACCCCUGUGCCUGGCAUCGAUGAAGAAACAGGUCUUACCAGAAGCAUUUCAGCUUUGCAACCAAACCCCAUUCCCUUGGCUCCUCCCCAACAACUGGGCGUCUUGAGAUCUGUUGGAGUGGACUGGCUCAAGGAUGAGUUUUUGACUCGGCUUCGACAAGAGAGCCCAGACGCCAAAAAAGGGCUGGGACUUGACCUUCUUGCCGACGGGGAACAUGAAUUCUCAUCAGCAAGAACUCAGAUCCUGGACGUUCUUCUUCCGGACGAUCUGCCAUCAUUAGCGUCCAUAGCCAAAACCCAUGCAUCAACCACCUCAUCGGCACACGAUGAGGACGAUUCUGUGUCCGAUUUUCUCUUGAAUAUACCUUUUUACAUUUCGACCUUGAACCUACUCUACGUCGUGGCACCGCAACUUUCGUCUGAAAAAUUUGUCGAAUUCACCCGCCGCGCGAGGGGAUUUGUCAAGACUCUCAAUUCGUCACUUGAGUACCUGAGCUCAAUUCUGAAGCAGAUUGGGGAUACUGGGGAUAACCAGGGGCAGGACAACUACCUUUUAGAAAGCUUGGGAGACGUCAAUGCUUUGCAGGAUUCGCUCCAACGUGUGGUGGCGAUAUCGAACCUUUCAAGUUAAGAUCGGGCGAGGACAAUGGUGCACAGCCUGUUCUCGAGGCAAUAUGUAUUUGGAAGGAACAUGAUUUGACUGUGUUGGAAUCAUCGAAACGCCAGAACUGUGACUUUCGACAGACGAUGGAUUGAUUUGUUGUUGGUUGGCUACCACAUUCUCUUUGCUUCUGUAAGAUGAAUCAGAAAUUGAUAUUGUUGACGAAGUCAUUGACUCCAAGUGCGGUGCAUACUUCUUCCGAGCUUGAUCGAAGCGUCGGCCGAACGAGAACAAGGUUUCAAGGGGUGCAGACAAGCGGCAGCACAGGACGACAUGUUGGUCAUGGACGAGCUCACAUAAUAUGGACAAGCAAGAAAGCGGAUCGCCA